Molecule: messenger RNA, 2161 nt
Organism: Dermacentor albipictus
Lineage: Eukaryota; Metazoa; Arthropoda; Arachnida; Ixodida; Ixodidae
Biological process (GO): transmembrane transport
Cellular component (GO): membrane
Molecular function (GO): ABC-type transporter activity; ATP binding; ATP hydrolysis activity
Source: RefSeq, a predicted model, not a curated record
AUGGCUCCAGGCUCCAUGCGUCAAUAUCAAACGAGUCCGGAGUUCAAGGGAUCCGUGGCAUGGGUCCCUCAGGACUCGUCUGUCUUCAACAUGUCUGUCAGGGAGAACAUUCUAUUUGGAAUGUCACUGGACGUUGUGCGUUACAAGCGCGUGUUGGAUGCUUGCGAUCUUUUGGACGAUGUGGGUCGCUUUCCAGCGGGAGACCUCACUGAAAUCGGAGAAAAGGGUGCUACGCUCAGCGGCGGGCAGAGGCGGAGGAUAGCACUUGCUCGAGCAGCGUACAGCGACAGAAGCGUGUACCUUCUGGACGAACCACUCAACGGGCUGGAUGUCAAAGUUGCUACCAGAGUUUUCAAGAGACUCAUUGGAAAUCAUGGAAUUCUUCGGAACAAGGUGAACAGCAACAUCCACGGAAGCUUAGAGUUGUUUUUCGCCAUGGUGAGGAUAUGUGGUCAGUGGGUCACGUUGAGCGCGCUGGGUUUUACCCUACGUGCCACGGCAGUCGGGACCUAUUUGGUCUGGAUCAAGCGUUGGACUAUUGAAAGCACCCGCAACGAGACUAAACCGGAGUGGGUCAUUGGCUUGGCACUGCUUUGUCUCUCAGAUGUGGUCUUUGGGUGCCUAGGUGCUUUAUUGUUGGCUGUUGGCUGUCGAAACCUUUCCAACCGUUUGCACGAGGCUAUGAUAUGGAGCGUCCUGCGGAGCCCCGUGCACUUCUUCGACGCCACACCGAGAGGCCGUGUGUUGAACCGCUUCUCGGCCGACACAGAUAACAUUGAGAACCGCUUCUUCCUCGCCGCCAAGCAGGUCCUGGAGACGUUUGCUGUAGGCGUCGCCAGGAUUGUCGUGACAGCUCUCCAGACACCAGCUGCUGGUCUUCACGUGGCCGAGACUCGGGACUCACUGAGCGUGGUGCGUUCAUACGGUGUAGAGGACCGCUUCUGCGGGCACUGCUAUCGUCUCGUGGACGUCGCCAUGAGGGCUCUGUUGGCACUCUUCGACUGCUUCCGCAGCGUUCGCUUCCUCGGAGGCCUUUGUGGCUUCCUGGUCAUUCUGGCCUCCGUGGUCUUCGGAGUACUGGUAUCAGGAGCGAACCGAGACGUGGCCACCGAUGGAAGCACAGUGGGACUCACUCUUAGUUCAUCCAUGGGGAUCCCUCUUCUUAUCAUCGGUGCCACUACAAGUGUGUUUGUGUUCACGCAAACGUUCGUGUCAUUCGAGCGGUGUCUGGAAUACACGCUACUGAGUCCGGAGGAGGAUGGAGGUCAUCACAGUAUCUCCGAUGGAACAAGGAGAGUACACGGAUCUCGGUGCGACCUGCUUACUUCUUGCAAAAUGAUUCUGGCAGACGAUUCUUGGCCAACUGACGGGAGAGUGGAGUUUGACCACUACACAGCAUCGUACAAGCCAGGCAUUCUGCCUGAUGCACUGGCCGACAUUUGCUUCGUUGCUGAACCCCGUGAAAAGGUUGCAAUUGUAGGCCGCACCGGUGCCGGAAAGUCAUCGCUAUUCAUGGCUGUCCUUCGGGUCCUGAAGCCAACGCAGGGAAGCGUGCGCAUUGACGGCGUCAACAUCGCGUCGGUUCCUCUGCAGAAGCUGCGCUCUGUCGUCACCGUGAUCCCGCAGGACCCAUGUUUGAUGCAGGGUACACUACGGGAUGUUUUGGACCCCACUCGCAGCCAUUCCUACCAGGAAAUAUGGCUGGCGUUGCACCAAGUACAUUUGGCCAAGUUUGUUUCGUGUCACUCGGACAAUUUAAUGAUGUACGUAGGCGAUGGCGGACAAAACCUCAGUGCUGGCCAGAGGCAGUUGGUGUGCCUCGCAAGAGCUCUUCUUCGGCGUCCCCGUGUGCUACUAAUGGACGAGGCCACGUCACACAUGGAUGGCGACACGGACAGGCUCGUUCAGCGCACGCUGCAACGUCACUUUACGCGCUGCACAUUACUGACUAUCGCCCACAAGCUGGAGACGGUGCUCAACUACGACAAGAUCCUGGUGAUGGAAGAUGGACGGGUGGUCGAGUUUGGACCGACACAAUUGCUAGCUUCGAGUCAGCAAUCAGCCUUCCACGGAAUGCUGCGGCAGGCCGGACUGGCUCGAAGUUUUAGUGAACCUUCUGUGUGAGAUUUGUGGGCCGCAUCGAUCUGGCCGUUUAUUCAGU